Camellia sinensis is the source of this 2237-nucleotide messenger RNA. RefSeq names its product beta-1,4-xylosyltransferase IRX14. Gene Ontology annotation, molecular function: xylosyltransferase activity; galactosylgalactosylxylosylprotein 3-beta-glucuronosyltransferase activity. Lineage: Eukaryota; Viridiplantae; Streptophyta; Magnoliopsida; Ericales; Theaceae. Gene Ontology annotation, biological process: plant-type secondary cell wall biogenesis; glucuronoxylan biosynthetic process. The record is from RefSeq and is a predicted model, not a curated record. Gene Ontology annotation, cellular component: Golgi membrane.
AUUUUCUACUGUUUUUUAACAAAACCAACCUUCAUGUCCGAAUUCGAGCAUGAAAUCGUUGAAUCUAUCUCUCUCUGUAUAUGUAGACGUAUAGAUGGAGUAAAAUACAAGCAGACAAUUACAAAGCAAGCGAUUCAUUCGUAAACCCAAAGAAAUCUUUUUGAUUAAACUACACAUUAAACUAUCACUCCACCACCCACCAUUUUCCUCCUCACUUUCUCUCUCUCCAAACACCCAAUUCAGAUCCCAAUUUCAAACCAGUUCACACCAUCUGCGCGGAUUCCUCAACCCUUUGUCGGAGGAGAGAAAGAAAAUGAAGCCGUCGGCGCUCCAGCAGAGCUACACCAACCGCCGGAGCAACAGCUUCAGAGGAUCACCGCCGUUGGAGUCUUCAAUCGACGGCGGAUCCAAAUCUCCGGCAGCGGUAUUCUGGCUAGUCCUCCACGGCCUCUGCUGUCUCAUCAGCCUCGUCCUAGGGUUCAGAUUCUCUCGCCUCAUCUUCUUCCUCCUCUUCUCCACCACCACCACUACCAGCAACAACAAUCUCUUCUCCGCCGAUGCCCUAACUCUUCAGACCACACUCCCUUCUUCUUCAUCAUCUUCGUCGCCGCCGAAUGGAACCGUCGUGGUUUCGAGUAGCAGAGUAGUGGUUGGGAGGCACGGGAUCUUGAUUCGGCCAUGGCCGCAUCCAAAUCCAGUGGAGGUCAUGAAAGCUCAUCGGAUAAUCGAGAGGGUUCAGAGAGAACAGAGGCUUCAGUACGGAAUCAAAGACCCUAGAACUGUGAUUGCUAUCACUCCCACCUAUGUUCGAACUUUCCAGACUCUUCAUCUUACUGGAUUGAUGCAUUCUUUGAUGAAUUUGCCUUACGAUCUCAUCUGGAUUGUUGUUGAAGCUGGUGGAAGAACCAACGAGACUGCUUCGUUGCUUGCAAAGUCUGGGCUUAGGGUUAUCCACAUUGCAAUAGAUGAGAAGAUGCCAAUUUAUUGGGAAGAUCGGCAUCAGAUGGAGGUUCGGAUGCGACUUCAAGCUUUGAGAGUUGUGAGAGAAGAGAAACUAGAUGGGAUUUUGAUGUUUGCAGAUGAUAGUAAUAUGCAUAGUAUGGAGCUUUUUGAUGAGAUCCAAAAGGUGAAAUGGAUUGGCGCUGUAUCGGUUGGCAUUCUUGUUCAUUCGAGUAAUUCUGAUGAAGAAUUAUCAGUAGUUCACAAGGAAGAAGAUGUAGAGAACUCGCCUAUGCCAGUUCAAGGACCAGCGUGUAAUUCAUCAGACAAGUUGGUUGGCUGGCACACCUUUAAUUCAUUGCCAUAUGCGGGGAGGAGUGCGAAUUAUAUUGGUGAUAGGGCAGUUGUGUUGCCCAGGAAGAUGGAGUGGGCUGGGUUUGUGUUGAAUUCCAGGUUGCUCUGGAGGGAAAGUGAAGAUAAGCCUGAAUGGGUUAAGGAUCUAGAUUCAAUAGCUGGGGAUGGAGAGGAUAUCCAGAGUCCAUUAUCUUUGCUGAAGGACCCUUCAGUGGUCGAGCCUCUGGGCAGUUGUGGGCGCAAGGUUUUGCUGUGGUGGCUCCGUGUUGAAGCUCGUGCAGAUAGCAAAUUUCCUGCCAGAUGGAUCAUUGAUCCCCCAUUGGAGGUCACUGUCCCGGCAAAACGCACACCAUGGCCAGAUUCUCCUCCUGAACUUCCAGCUAAUGAAAAAAGGAUUGAAAUCGAGGAAAACAGGGAGAAACAUAUUAUGAAAACUCGAGCACGCAGAUCAAAACGCACCUCCAGAAGUAAGAGAAAGCGUGAAGCAAGAUUGGUAGACACUCAGGUCUCAGCUAGGCAUUCUGGAGAAAAGUAAGACUUUGUUAGCCAAAGACGUUCAAGAAAUAUACAGUUGUGUGAAAUAGGGCCUCAACAAAUUUGAAGACGAAGCCAAUAUCCGUACCAAGUACAUACAGGAAGGCAUGUGUUACAGUGGGCCAGUUGAUAUGUCCGUUCUGGUUUCUGUUGCGCCUAAUUUCCACUUUUUUUUUUCUAAAAUUCAUUUUUUCAUUUGGGUGAUCGAUCGAUAUUUUAGUUUCAUGAAGCAGUAGUGCUAUGUUGAGUGUCAACUGUUCUGCCGUGUCGGCUGCUUUCCAGGUUUUACUUGUAGUCAAUAUGUCAAAAGUUUUUAUACAUAAUUUUCAGAAUAGAAAUCAUAGGUUCGUGUUGUUGAAUUUGGCUGAAACAAUACUUGUAAUAAAGAGUUAUUUCACUUCAAGAAUGCC